CUCUGACACAAUCAAAACAAACAAGUUUGCCGCAACAGACGAGGUGCACCGGCGAAAAAUGGAAAAACCAGAAGAACCAGCACUAGCCAAAGAGGCCGUUCUACAGGAAAGCACCAAACUGCCGACAGAUACUCCGAUUGUGCGGGGUUACGAUUGGAACGAUGGGUACGAUUACAGCAAGCUGUUCAGCACGUACGUGCACAGCGGCUUUCAGGCCACGAACCUCGGCAAAGCGAUUGAAGAAAUCCGUAAAAUGAUUGCCGCUAGACGUGUCCCACUGCCCGAAGACAAGCUGGACGCGUACGAGGAGGACGAGUUCAUCAAGCGCCGUUCGAGCUGUACCAUCUUUCUCGGUUACACAUCCAACAUGGUUUCGGCCGGGGUACGCGAAACGAUCCGCUUUCUGGUGCAGCACCGGCUUGUCGAUGCCAUAGUGGCGACGGCGGGCGGAGUAGAGGAGGAUCUGAUCAAGUGUCUCGCCCCGACUUUCCUCGGUUCGUUCGAGUUGGUUGGCCGCGAGCUGCGCGAACGUGGCAUCAACCGGAUAGGGAAUUUGCUGGUACCGAACGAGAACUAUUGCAAGUUCGAGAACUGGGUCAUUCCGCUGCUGGACGAGAUGCUCGAGGAGCAAAAGAGCGAAAAGCGAACACUCUGGACACCGUCCAAGGUGAUUGCCCGGCUGGGGGAGCGUAUUAAUGACGAAUCCUCGAUCUAUUACUGGGCCGCCAAAAACCGGAUCCCGGUGUUUAGCCCUGCCCUGACCGAUGGUAGCCUCGGCGAUAUGAUGUACUUCCAUUCGUUCCGUAAUCCCGGCUUGGUGGUGGACAUCGUAUCCGAUCUACGGCGGUUGAAUACGAUGGCCGUGAAGGCGGUUCAAUCGGGGAUGAUCAUCGUGGGUGGUGGUGUUAUCAAGCAUCACAUCUGCAAUGCGAAUCUGAUGCGAAACGGAGCGGAUUUUAGUGUGUUCAUCAACACCGCGUCCGAGUACGACGGUAGCGAUAGUGGGGCACGCCCGGAUGAGGCCGUUUCGUGGGGUAAAAUCAAAAAGGAUGCCUCACCGGUGAAGGUGUACGCCGAGGCAAGUCUCGUGUUUCCGAUACUGAUCGGUGAAACGUUCGUUAAGGAACACUUUCGGGAAAAAUCGGAAAACGAGAGGAAUUCAAAAUAAAACGGAAACCGCCUCGUUAUCACAAGCGA
This is a messenger RNA of Anopheles aquasalis, 1197 nucleotides long. RefSeq names its product Deoxyhypusine synthase (gene Dhps). Lineage: Eukaryota; Metazoa; Arthropoda; Insecta; Diptera; Culicidae. Gene Ontology annotation, biological process: peptidyl-hypusine biosynthetic process. Gene Ontology annotation, molecular function: deoxyhypusine synthase activity. Gene Ontology annotation, cellular component: cytoplasm. The record is from RefSeq and is a predicted model, not a curated record.